AUGAGUGAAUCAAUGAAUGUGUAUACAGAUGCAAUGAAGAAAUGGAUUGGGACGCUCGAGAAAAAAGAAGAGAAAAUCAACCGCGUCAGAAAAACAGUUAGCCCGGUCUUGGACGAUUUUGACUAUUCGAAACCGGACACAGAAGAGGAACUGGAACGUUGGAUUGAGAAUGUGAAAAAGAUGCAGAUGUACAUUGACGAGAUCCCAGAAGUGUUGAAUCAGCUGAAGAAACUCACAGGACAUCUUGAGAAAGAAGAUGAAGACCUUGUUGAGAAUAUUUUAGGUAGAUAUGAUGAACAUUAUACCGCGAAGAACCUCGAGAACUUUGAGAACAUCCAGGACAAGAUGAGGCAGUUAAAAAUCAGUCCAGAGAUGAUGGCCCGCCAAGGAUUACGGCUUGAAGACGGCAUCAUAAAGUGGGACUUGGAGUUAUCACAUGGCAGGAGAACCAAACGGGAAAGCGAAGAGAAGAGAGGUAAGGGAACCGGACGUGGAAGAACCCCCCAGGAAGAGGUGCCCGACGGACAGGGACGGGUCGGUGUCCCACCUGCUCAUUCGCAGGUGUCUUCUGAAGAAAGUGAUGGAGAAGUUGAGUUGGAGGUAGAAUUGGAAGGCGAACGCAAAAGAUUCACCCAGGAAGAGGUGCCCGACAGACAGGGACGCGUCGAUGGCCAACCUACUCACUCAAAAGCGGAAGACCUCAGGUAUGGAGCAGAGAAGUUCUGGGAAGGUAGAAGCGGAAGAAAGGAAAAGCAUCAGAAGGCAAUUGAGAACGCAACUUACACAACACGACAACCCGAAGAUAUCGACGUUGAAGAUCAAUUCCUGAAGCCGACAUCAUGGAACAAACACCAUGAUGAGAUGGAUUUGAGAACACGAAGAUUGAGUAAGUCUCUGCGGAGCAACGAAAUCAAGUCUCUGAGGAGCAAAUGCGACAAGUCUCUGCGGAGCAACCAAAUGAAGUCUCUGAGGAGCAAUAGAAGAACGGAUAGCUUGGAGAGCACCGAGUCAGAGGAAGAUGUGGCUAGGAUGAAGGGAAGGACCCCGAGCAGAAAGGCGAGGUUCAGAUCAUAUAGUACAUCAAGUGAAAGCGGAAGAGACCGCAAGUCGAUUGUGUUGAGGAGAAGGGCCGAGAGUCGAUGGGCAAGGUCUGGAUCAAGCAGUCGAGAUGGCGAAGAGGAUCGUCAUGUGGAAUACCGAAGAUUGAAAAGGGAAACCAGUGAUUGGAGAGGAAAUCAGCGUGGUAACUCAAGUAAAUCGAGGUAUGGAUCAAGCAGUCGAGAUGGCGAAGAGGAUCGUCAUGUGGAAUAUCCAAGAUUGAAAAGGGAAACCAGUGAUUCGAGAGGACAUCAGCGUGGUAACUCAAGUAAAUCAAGGACGAACGAAAGGAGACGUUUGGAAGGACAGAGCCUGCGGACACGUUGCUAUCGCAGGUGUAGUUCAAGCGAAUCAAGUUCAGAAUCAGAGUCCGAUGGAGGAUCUGAUAGCAGUACGUCGCAAGGUAGCCGACGAUGGAAAAGAUCGCAGAAUCGUGCUUCACAAGGUAAGAGAAGACGAAAUAGAUCAUUUAGAGACAGUUCACCGGACGAACGAAGUCGACAUGGACGGAAUCGACGUGAGAAAGAGAAGAAAACCACUCUUAAGAAGUCAAGAAGACACUCAUCGUCGAGUUCAUCAACAGAUAACGAUUAUGGAAGACGCCAUGAAGGAAGAGAAUUGGAUACACUGUGCUUGUAUUCAGCAUUUGAGAAAGGGAAAUUACGAUGUCGAUGUCUGCAGUUUGAGAAACAUUCACAUAGGAAAUCGCCGAAUGUGACAGAAUCGAUGAUCCCAAAGUUAUACGAAAAGAAUUACACUGGAUGGAAGAGAUUUAUUGUCCAGUAUAACUCAUUGAUUGGAUUGAAUCCCAACUACUUGCCCAUGCAAAAGAAUGCAUUUUUGAGAGGAAGAUUGGGAAGAGACGAAACCAGAAUUGUAGAAUCGCUGGAUCCUGGAAUGGAAUCGUUGAGAAGAACAUUGAAGUCGCUGGAAAGACACUUUAGCACGACCAAGACGAGUACGAUGAAGAUGUUAAUGGAUUUGUUCGAUCUCCCGACAAUGUACCCAGCAUAUGAAACGCCGAAGAAUAUUCUGAGAUAUUAUGAAGCUGUGCUUAGGCUGAAAGAUGCCAGAUAUGAUAUGCACGAUGAGUCUUUAUUUGAUGCAUUUUUUAGGAUUUUGCCUGAAGAUCAAGCCAAUGUAUUGGAGUUUUGUCAUGGUUACGACAGAGCAUAUGACCGUGGAGCGGACCAUUUUGCACAGUGGGCCCACGAUGUUAUUGUUCAGAGAAUGAAGAGGCGAAGAUUUGAAAAUUACCGAAGAGAAUCAUUUGGCACUGUUUCAGAAAAUUCAGAAGAUGAAAGAAGACCCUUUGAGAACGAUGAUGUCCGAAGGAGAAUGGAGAAGAAAGAGUCAGAGCCGAUCAGGAACGACAGAGAACAUAAGCAGGCUAUAAGAUGCUACUUUUGCCAAGGAAAGCACAACGGAAGGAUGUGCGGGAUCCAUUACUCAGCAUAUUUGAGAAGAAAAAGAAUUCAACAGCUGAAAGCAUGUGAGAAAUGUUUGAUGAACCAUUCAGGGAGUUGUGAUGCUGAGAAAUGUGAGAGAUGUGGAGAAGAUCACCACAAAUUGAUAUGUGUAUCGCCUAGAAGGAGAGACAUUGAAACUCAGAGGAACCAAGGAGCAAUUGUUAUGAUGGUAAGUGAUGAGAAGGUUGAUUGCGAGAAACCAGAUGAGCUGAAUGAAAAGAAUUUUGAUGAAGUACCAGGAAAGUUUGAGAAACCUUUUGAGAACUCCGUGCAAAGAAGAAUACAUCGUCAAGAGUUAUAUCCGAUAGAAAUUGAGAAAAGUGAUGAUGAUUUGAAGAAUUUCGAUGUGGAUAUUGAGAAUGAGAAUCUCGAGAAUAAGUUUGAUGUAUUCAGAGCACAGAAGAUUUUUGGCCGCCGGCAGGGUCCGCGACGAGUCGCAGAGACACUUUGUGUCAUGACUGAUAGCUACGCAGUGAGAAAGAAGUACGUGAAAGAUGAUGUAAUUAUCUUUUUUGAUAAUGAAAUUGAAGAGAGAAGCGCCAACGAAAUGUUUUUGAGAAAGAAGAAGAAGAGGAAGAGGUACACCUUGAAGAAGAACAAGAGAGCUCAUUAUGAUGUGAUCCACCCAUUGGAGAAUUUUAUGACAUUGAUUCAACCAGAUGUGACGAAGAUUAUUGUAGUCUUGAUUUUGACCGAAUUGGAAGAUGACGCAGUAGAGGGAUCAAACAAUGUCAUAGAACCUUACAUGUUUAUGAUGAGAGAGAAUUUGAAAGUAGACAUGUUUCAAACUGAUAAUGAUGAAAGAUUGGGAUGUGAAUUGAGAAGGACAACUGAGGAACUGAAGUAUGAUGAUUCUGCCAUCGAUGUGAUCAAAUGUAUGAAUGAAGAAAGAUGCAAACUUGAUAGCUUUGGACAAAGGAUGAUUGAUCGAUGGACAGAAUGGAUGAACGGAACGAAGAAGAAGCACUUUGUACUUGGGCGGGCAAUGUCAGAUUCCACGGAACCUGGAGUUAUCCACGAUGUGUCAACUCGAUGGAAUUUAUGGAGAGAGAGAGAUGUCCCCUGUGUCAACUGUUUCCCCAGUUGUUUUUCCCCGAUGUUCGAGAAUGUUCGAUGGAGAGAUCCCGAAGCGGAGAGCCUGAAUCACGACACCGUAACCUUCUCCGAGGUUUUAUCCCAUCUUGAUCAGAUAUUUUUUAUGGGUUGUUGUUGUGUCGAGUUGUUGUAG
Molecule: messenger RNA, 3795 nt
Organism: Bursaphelenchus xylophilus (pine wood nematode)
Lineage: Eukaryota; Metazoa; Nematoda; Chromadorea; Rhabditida; Aphelenchoididae
Source: the annotation of a GenBank genome assembly